Solanum dulcamara is the source of this 1652-nucleotide messenger RNA. Its product is annotated as methanol O-anthraniloyltransferase-like. The transcript has 2 exons. Bases 116 to 1459 code for a protein of 447 amino acids. The record is from RefSeq and is a predicted model, not a curated record. Lineage: Eukaryota; Viridiplantae; Streptophyta; Magnoliopsida; Solanales; Solanaceae. Gene Ontology annotation, molecular function: acyltransferase activity, transferring groups other than amino-acyl groups.
UAAAAUGCUUACCAACAAUACAUACUUUUAUUGCUAUACAUAUUUCAAAAUAACCAAUCUGAUUGUAGUUAGCACUCUAAAUUCUAUUAAACAUCUCUUAUAGUGAAUAGCACCUAUGGCACACAUGACUAUGCCAAUUUCAAUAACGCAUCACAAACCAAAAUUAGUAAUAUCUUCAAUAGUAACACCCCAUGAGACAAAACACCUUUCUGAAAUAGAUGAUCAAGGGAGUACCCGUUCCCAUGUUCCCAUAUUAAUGUUUUACAAAUAUAAUUCUUUAAUAGAAGGUAAAGAUCCAGCAAAACUUAUCAAAGAUGGAUUAUCGAAAACACUUGUGUUUUUCUAUCCAUUAGCUGGUAGACUCAUUGAAGGGCCUAAUAAGAAGCUUAUGGUAAAUUGUAAUAGUGAAGGAAUUAUGUUUGUUGAAGCUGAUGCUAAUGUAGAGCUUGACAAAUUAGGUGACUCUAUUAAACCACCAUGUCCAUACUUAGAAGAGCUACUAUAUAAUGAGCCAGGAUCUGAUGGGAUUAUUGAUUGUCCAUUAAUGUUAGUUCAGGUGACUCGUUUUAGGUGUGGUGGAUUUGUGAUUGGAUUCAAAUUUAAUCACACUAUGAUGGAUGCUUAUGGCUUCAAAAUGUUUCUAAAUGCAUUAAGUGAAUUGAUUCAAGGAGCUUCUGCACCUUCCAUACUACCUGUAUGGCAAAGGGAUGUCCUAAGUGCUAGAUCAUCACCAUGCAUUACAUGUACUCACCAUGAGUUUGAUGAGCAAAUUGAAUCAAGAAUUGCAUGGGAAUCUAUUGAAGACAAGUUGAUACAACAAUCAUUUUUCUUUGGAAAUAAGGAGAUUGAAGCCAUUAUGCAUCAAGUUUCUUUAAAUUGUGGAUGUACAAAAUUCGAUUUGUUAACAGCGUUUUUAUGGAAAUGUCGUACCAUUGCUUUAGAUUUGCACCCUGAAGAAAUUAUUCGUUUAACGUACGUAAUUAACAUACGCGCAAAGUCACUAAAAUUUGAAUUGCCAUCUGGAUAUUAUGGGAAUGCGUUUGUUACUCCAGUUGUAGUAUCAAAAGCAGGAUUGUUAUGCUCCAAUCCUCUCACAUAUGCAGUUGAACUGGUCAAGAAAGUUAAAGGUCAAAUGAAUGAAGAGUACAUUAGAUCAGUGAUAGACUUAAUUGUGGUUAAAGGGAGACCAGAGUUGACAAAAUCUUGGAAUUUUAUGGUCUCAGAUAAUAGAUCUGCUGGAUUUGAUGAAUUUGAUUUUGGAUGGGGAAAACCCAUUUUUGGAGGGGUUUCAAAAGCUGCAUCAUUCACUAGUAUUGGGGUGCCUGUUAAAAAUGAUAUGGGAGAAAAGGGUAUUUUAGUAGCUAUAAGUUUGCCUCCACUGGCCAUGGAAAAAUUUCAAGAGGUUGUCUACAAGACUUUCAAAUAUGUGGAAGGAGUCAAAACAAUUUCAAAGAUGUAACAAUUUAGAGAAUUUCAAUUGUAUCAAAAUAUAAAAGGAUACUUUUUUUUCAGAACAGGAUAAAAAAAAAUAGUGAUCUUACGAGAGACUACAUGAAACCACAAUGUCAUCAUCUACUUGCAUUGUUAGUAAAUCUCCUCUUUCUAAAUAUUUAUUUUCUUUCAUGUAUCCGUUUUAUAUAUUUGUAGUUUCA